GAUCUUCAGAGCGGAAACUGCCCUUCACAAGCAUGGCAGCCAGGGCGGGGCCAAACUUCUCUGGACUUGAGAAAAGGGGCUGAGCGCCGAGAACAAGCGGUCAUGUGACUGGAAAGAUGGCUGUGUUUCCCUGGCACUCCCGGAACAGGAACUACAAAGCGGAGCUGGCAUCUUGUAGGUUGGAGACAGUGCCCCUGGAGUGUGGGGACUACCACCCACUGAAGCCCAUCACUGUUACUGAGUCAAAGACAAAGAAGGUGAGCCGUAAAGGAAGCACUUCAUCCACAUCCUCCUCCUCUUCCAGCUCCGUGGUCGACCCUCUGAGCAGUGUCCUUGAUGGCACCGACCCCCUCUCCAUGUUUGCAGCCACCUCAGACCCUGCAGCCUCAGGGACAGUCACAGACAGCUCCAGAAAAAAACGUGAUAAGGAUGACAACUCCUUCGUGGGACCUGAUUUUGAGCCUUGGGCCAACAAACGGGGAGAAAUCCUUGCCCGGUACACGACUACAGAGAAGCUCUCAAUUAAUCUGUUUAUGGGAUCAGAAAAAGGCAGAGCCGGGGCUGUGGCUUCUGCCAUGUCAGAGAAGGUUCGGACACGCCUGGAAGAGUUGGAUGACUUUGAGGAGGGAUCCCAGAAGGAGCUGUUGAACCUGACCCAGCAGGAUUAUGUGAGCCGCAUAGAGGAGCUCAACCAGUCCCUGAAGGAUGCCUGGGCCUCGGACCAGAAAGUGAAGGCUCUGAAGAUUGUCAUCCAGUGUUCAAAGCUGCUGUCAGACACGAGCGUUAUUCAGUUCUACCCAAGCAAAUUUGUCCUUAUCACUGACAUCCUUGAUACGUUUGGAAAGCUGGUCUAUGAGCGCAUCUACUCCAUGUGUGCGGACAGCCGAAGCGCUUUACCAGAUCACUUUUCCCCAGAGAACGUGAACGACACAGCCAAGGAAACAUGCCUGAAUUGGUUUUUCAAGAUCGCUUCCAUCCGGGAACUCAUUCCAAGAUUUUACGUGGAAGCAUCCAUCCUGAAGUGUAACAAAUUCCUCUCCAAAACAGGCAUUUCAGAGUGCCUGCCCCGACUGACCUGCAUGAUCAGAGGGAUUGGGGACCCGCUCGUGUCCGUGUACGCCCGGGCCUACCUGUGCCGGGUGGGGAUGGAAGUGGCCCCGCACCUCAAGGAAAGCCUCAAUAAGAACUUCUUUGACUUCCUGCUUACAUUUAAACAGAUUCACGGAGACACUGUCCAGAAUCAGCUGGUGGCCCAGGGUGUGGAGCUGUUGUCCUAUCUCCCUCUGUACUCGCCUGCCAUGGGUUGGAUCUUCCAGUGUGUCUCCUACCAUGCCCCUGAGGCUUUGCUGAUGGAGAUGAUGGAGAGAUGUAAGAAACUCGGCAACAAUGCUUUGCUCUUGAACUCCGUGAUGUCAGCUUUCAGGGCUGAGUUCAUUGCCACCAGGUCUAUGGACUUCAUUGGCAUGAUUAAAGAGUGCGAUGAGUCUGGCUUCCCCAAGCAUCUCCUUUUUCGUUCGCUGGGGCUAAACUUGGCCUUGGCUGAUCCUCCUGAGAAUGAUCGACUUCAGAUUCUCAAUGAAGCUUGGAAAGUCAUCACUAAAUUGAAGAAUCCACAGGACUACAUUAACUGUGCGGAGGUGUGGGUAGAGUACACCUGCAGGCAUUUCACGAAACGAGAAGUGAACACUGUUCUGGCUGAUGUCAUCAAGCAUAUGACUCCGGAUCGAGCAUUUGAGGACUCCUAUCCCCAGCUUCAGUCAAUAAUUAAGAAAGUCAUAGCCCACUUCCACGAUUUCUCAGUUCUUUUCUCAGUGGAAAAGUUUCUGCCAUUUCUGGACAUGUUCCAGAAAGAGAGUGUGCGGGUGGAGGUUUGCAAGUGCAUCAUGGAAGCCUUUAUCAAUACAGGUGUGGAGGUCAGAGGAAACAAGCACCAGCAGGAGCCAACCAAGGACCCUGUCAUCCUGAAUGCCCUUAUGCACAUUUGCAAGACCAUGCACGACUCUGUGAACGCUCUCACUUUGGAGGAUGAGAAGAGGAUGCUGGCCCACUUGAUCAAUGGAUUUAUAAAAAUGGUCUCCUUCGGUCGUGAUUUUGAACAGCAGCUCAGCUUUUAUGUUGAGUCCAGGUCGAUGUUUUGUAACCUGGAGCCUGUUCUUGUCCAGUUGAUUCAUAGUGUGAACCGGUUGGCAAUGGAAACAAGAAAAGUCAUGAAGGGGAACCACUCCAGAAAGACAGCUGCAUUUGUCCGGGCCUGUGUUGCCUACUGCUUCAUCACCAUUCCCUCCCUGGUGGGGAUCUUUACCCGCCUCAACCUCUACCUGCAUUCUGGUCAGGUUGCCUUGGCCAACCAGUGCCUCUCCCAAGCUGAUGCUUUUUUCAAAGCUGCCAUUGGCCUCAUUCCAGAAGUCCCAAAGAUGAUAAGCAUUGAUGGGAAGCUGCGGCCAUCGGAGCCCUUCCUCCUGGAGUUCCUGUGCAAUUUCUUCUCCACGUUAUUGAUUGUGCCGGAUCAUCCAGAACAUGGAGUCCUAUUUUUGGUUCGAGAACUUCUCAACGUGAUUCAGGACUACACCUGGGAGGACAAUAGUGAUGACAAAAUCCGAAUCUACACCUCUGUCCUGCACCUGCUGUCUGCUAUGAGCCAGGAUACCUAUCUUUACCACAUAGACAAAGUUGACUCCAAUGACAGCCUGUACGGGGGCGACUCCAAGUUCCUGGCUGAGAACAGCAAGCUAUGUGAGGCGGUCAUGGCUCAGAUCCUGGAGCACCUGAAAACCCUGGCCAAGGACGAGGCCCUGAAGCGACAGAGCUUGCUGGGCCUCUCCUUCUUCAAUAGCAUCCUAGCCCAUGGGGACCUUCGUAACAAUAAGCUGAACCAACUCUCCGUCAACCUGUGGCACCUGGCACAGAGGCACGGCUGUGCAGACACAAGGACCAUGGUGAAGACUCUGGACUACAUCAAGAAGCACAGCAAGCAACCUGGCAUGAGUCACCUGACAGAGCUGGCCCUGAGGCUCCCUCUGCAAACCAGGACCUGAGUACUUGCCUUGGGGCCCCAGUGCCACUGUCCGGAAGACCUGCUUACCCUGCCAUUAACUCCUCCUGGAAUUUAGUUUUUAUUUUUCCUUUUGUACAGGUUGAUUUAAAGCUUUUGCCUUCUGACUAUUCUGACAGCAGAGGGGCAAUUGACAGCAUUAAAACCCAAUCUUGUUCUUCAUA
Messenger RNA from Phodopus roborovskii (desert hamster), 3216 nucleotides. It is a transcript of the gene Vps35l, whose product is annotated as VPS35 endosomal protein sorting factor like. NCBI's taxonomy places the organism in Eukaryota, Metazoa, Chordata, Mammalia, Rodentia, Cricetidae. The record is from RefSeq and is a predicted model, not a curated record. Bases 117 to 3035 code for a protein of 972 amino acids. Gene Ontology annotation, biological process: endocytic recycling. The transcript is spliced from 32 exons. Gene Ontology annotation, cellular component: endosome.